Eublepharis macularius is the source of this 3034-nucleotide messenger RNA. RefSeq names its product L-threonine dehydratase catabolic TdcB-like. Gene Ontology annotation, biological process: L-threonine catabolic process; L-serine catabolic process. The coding region runs from base 294 to 1934 and encodes 546 amino acids. The transcript has 12 exons. Gene Ontology annotation, molecular function: threonine deaminase activity; L-serine ammonia-lyase activity. The record is from RefSeq and is a predicted model, not a curated record. NCBI's taxonomy places the organism in Eukaryota, Metazoa, Chordata, Lepidosauria, Squamata, Eublepharidae.
GGGAGGGCAGCAGUCAACAAACCUGUCCGUUGCGCACAUUUCCUGGAAUUCACUGCUCUUCCUGGCAGUAUUUGGAAAGGCAAGUUUUGCCCAUUGCCUGGGAAUCUCACCAUAUCAAUAGCAACCAAGGAAUUGCUAUGAAUUUUGCCGCACAAUUUUUGUACGCCAGGGGUAUAAAGAACCCAGCUCCCAGGGAACACUUCGAAGAAGAGGAAGAAUAUGAUCCUUUCUGGCAAAGGUUGGAGAAUGUUGCCAUGUGACGUAGACGUAGUAUUGGUUUCUCCCCCUUAGGAAUGGACAGUCCUAGGGCUAUGCCUGGGGGCAAACCUCUGGUCGUCUCCUCCCCUGGACCUUUCCUGCCUCCGUAUGGUACAGUAGUUGGAAUAUUGCUUCACCUCUGUGUUUAUAUCAUUGCUGUGCUUUAUAGCUCUACAAAGAAGCUAUUUGCAAAAAAGGAUGACAGUAAAGUGAGAAAACUGGAUGUCUCUACCCACUACGAACGUCAUUGCUUUAAGGAUGGGCCGAUAAGAAAUGGUCUUAUUGGGCAGCGGCCUCCCUCCAUCAAUCCUGAGAGACUGAAAGAUUUUGGAGAGGAAGACUCCCUCAACGGGGGUGUGAAGACGUGGGAAAUGAAGAUCGUUGGUCACAACGAGGAAUUGCUAAGAGACUCAGUCAGCUGCCCAGAGAGGAUUAGCACAACAGCCUACAAUAAAUGUCUUCGAUUUGAAGAUAUCAGUGCAGCGGCUUUCAAAAUCCAGUGCGGAGUCCAGAAAACACCUUGUAUGUACUCUCGACUUUCGAAGCAAUAUGGAAUGGACAUAUAUCUAAAGAAAGAGUUCCUCCAGUACACAGGAUGUGUGAAGGAGCGAGGUGUGCUUUACCUUCUGAUGUCCUUACAGCAGGAUCAGAAAAGAAAAGGGGUGAUUGUUGCCUCAGACAAUAAUUUCUCCAUGGCGGUGGCCUACCAGGCCUCGGAGCUCCGGAUUCCUGUGUUCGUCAUCAUGUCCACCAGCACCUCGCCCGCAAGAGUGAAGAUGUGCCGCGAGUAUGGUGCCAUGGUCAUUUCCUAUGGUGCCACAGCAAGAGAUUCCCAGCUGCAUGCCAGGAGGCUGGCGCAGGAAAAUGGCUACCUGUAUCUUGAAGAAGAAGACAAUGCUGUGUAUCUAUCAGGGCUGGGAACUAUGGGACUGGAGAUCUACGAACAGGUGCCAAAACUGGACGCGGUGAUAUUCCCAGCGGGGGCUCACUGUGGAUUGUUAGCAGGCUCAGCUGUGGCACUGAAACAUCUGAACCCACAUAUAUCUGUUAUUAGUGUGGAGUCAGAGGGGUUCCCUGUAUUGCAAAAGUCCUUAAACGUUGGCCAGCCUAAUGAAGAUCAUUCUCGUAGCGUCCAGCCAUUUUACAGAGAUGUGAGUGGACCUUGUUUUGUCUCCAGUUCUUUGCAACUGACUGGAAAAUUUGUUGAUAAAGUUUUAGCAGUGAGAGAAGAGGACAUUCUCGUUUCCAUGCUGAGGCUGCUGGAGUACGAACGUGCCACGGUAGACGCAGAAGGAGCAAUCGGGCUUGCAGCCAUAGUUGCUGGGAAAUUGCCAGAGUUAAAAGGCAAAAGAGUGGCUGUUGCUGUGUGCAGUGGUAACCUGGAGCUCCCCUUGAUGCGGCAGUGCAUAGACCGUGCCCUCACCCUCGACAACAGAGUGUGCAAAUUCUCCAUCCUGGUUUCUAGCUCAGUGGGAGACAUUUCAAAGAUCCUAGACAUCUUGGCUCGGGAGGAAGCAAGAGUCUUGGACAUCAAACAAGAACAUUCAUACAUAACGUCUGAUCUGUUCACCAGCGAGGUUACCUGCAUUGUAGAGACCAGAGACAAAAUCCACACCGCUCAGUUAAGAAACAUCCUCACAGAUCGCUACCCAAUGAUGACCUGGAUGGAACGGUGACGAGCGCAGCUGACUGAAAUGUGUGGCAAUCAUCUUUUUUAAAAAAGUUUUAUGGAGAGCUAAACAUGUGGCAUCGAUACGUUUGCAUCCUGCAAAAUUAGUUAGCAGGUCACUGUAGGAUUUACCACAUCCUUCUCUUAAUAUGGUCAGGUGAGGGUGAAACAGCUUCUAUAAGGAGCAGAAGUAGAAUGGAAUGGUUAUGUUAGCUUAAGGGUUCUUUGUAGCAUCUGUAGCUUUCAAGUUGGAGCCCUUCUCAUUUGUACUAUUUUAGCGUACUCCCCCCCACCUGUGUAACCUUUCCUGACCCCUUGCCUUUCUGUAUGAUGUCAUUAGGUAAAGGUAAAAGUAGUCCCCCCUGUGCAAGCACCGAGUCAUUACUGACCCAUGGGGGAACAUCACAUCACGACAUUUUCUUGGCAGAUUUUUGUUACAGGGUGGUUUGCCAUUGCCUUCCCCAGUCAUCUAUAUUUUACCCCCAGGAAACUGGGUAAUCAUUUUACUGACCUCUGGAGGAUGGAAGGCUGAGUCAACCUUGAGCCGGCUACUUGAACUCGACUUCCGCCAGGAUCGAACUCAGGGCGUAAGCAGAGCUUGGGCUGCAGUACUGCAGGUUACCGCUCUGCACCACGGGGCUUUUGAAGUCUCAGUGUUAGAUAUUAGCAACAGCAGCAGUGGGUACAGCUUUUGACCUGGAAGUCACAUCUGGGUCUCUGCCUGCUUUUGAGCGCUCCAGUUAUUCCCCCUUUCCAGUACCCAACUGGAAGCCCUCAAAGAUGAAUGGAGGUGUGGCCCCAUCGCGCCCUUCGCUGAUCUUCACGGCCCUCAGUCCGCAAGCUGUUUAAGAAUUUUUGGGGAGCAUCAGCCUACUAACUGAUGCUGCAGUUUGGUGGACGCGUUUGCUUGACUAGUUACUAGUCGCCCACAAUAUAUUUAAUCAGUUUGUCCGAUAUUACUAAUUUGUGGUAUCUUGACAAUUUGAAAAAGGCGAGUGGGGAUUCACUCUCUUCCGGUUUACCAAAAGAUUCCCUGGCUACUCACCAGGAGGAAAUUUUUAACUUGUCAUAGGAAACAAGAGGCUAUUUAUAAGCCUGAUUAUUUCA